AUGGCGUUGGUCCGAGCAACGAGGGAUGCCUUUCUUUGGUGCAUGGCAGUUAUUUACUUGUUCGCUUUUUCGUCAUUUUACGUCCAGAUCCCAGGUUUGUUGGGUGACAAUGGAAUCCUGCCAGCAAGAGUUAUUGAAUUUAAAGAAGUCAAUUCAGUUGCAGAAUUCUUUCGGGGUAAACCUACUCUGUUACGGCUUAUGCCUUUCCUGGGACUUACAAUUGAGAAAGGCAUGGACCUUCUGUGUUUGUUGGGCAUCUUGCUAUCUUUCCUCUGCAUGACUAUAAAGUCUUUUAGGAACAGUAUAGAAUAUGGUGCCCUUUGGUUAUUAUACCUUUCACUUUAUCAGGUGGGACAAACUUUCUUUUAUUUCCAAUGGGACAUCUUGCUACUUGAAGCUGGUUUCCUUUCAAUACUUGUAGCUCCUCUAAACAUGUAUAUUUUAAUUUGGAAAACUGUGCCCUACCAUCAUCAUGACAAUAUCUCACUUUUUUUGGUAAAGUGGUUGCUUUUUCGAUUGAUGUUUGCAUCAGGUGUGGUCAAGCUGACUAGUAUGUGUCCCACCUGGUGGGGACUAACGGCUCUUAAUUACCACUUUGAAUCUCAGUGCAUUCCCACACCAUUGGCAUGGUAUGCGCAUCAUCUCCCACCCUGGCUUCUCAAUCUGGGAGUGACUGCCACGUUUUUGAUUGAAAUUGUGAUUCCAUUUCUCUUCUUUGCACCAAUUCGGCAUUUACGAAGAUUUGCUUUCUAUACACAGGUGCUGCUCCAAAUUGGCAUCAUUUUGACUGGAAACUACAAUUUUUUCAACCUUUUGACAAUUACUCUUUGUGUUUCUCUGUUGGAUGAUGAUUUCUUUCAAAAACGAAAAAGCCGUCGUUCGAAACAAAAGAGCUUUUGGUAUCGAGUAGCUGAUUGGGUAUUGACAGUUGCAGCAUAUGGUUACCUCAUCUACAUUCUUGUAAAAUAUUUCAGUCUUAGUUUUGGACCUGGCUAUACUUCUCUCAGAACAAAGAUUGCUUUUACCAAGACAGAGUUCAGUGAUUGGCUUGCUAAAACUGUACCCUACACAAUAAUCCUUGGAGCUAUUUCAUUAGGAAUUGAAAUUCUUGUCUCACUUGUAAGAUGUUGGCAAAGUGAAAAAACUCUCUUUCGAAGACUGACCUCAUCAUUUGGGGUUUGCUUAAUGGCUGGAGUUGCUGCUCUUAUGUUUGUUGUCAGCCUUGUUCCUCUCUCCCAUCUUCAUAAGCAGGCCACAGAAGACAUGUGGCCUGAAAUCAAACAAAUUCACUCUACUGUUGCACCACUGCGAAUUGCUGCUUCAUAUGGCUCUCUGCAAAGGUACAACUGUGCAGUUCCUUAUACUGUCAUUGAUGUGAAGAGUAACACUAACCUGAUGCCCCAGAUUAAAACUUGGCAUAGAAAACUAGAUCACCUGCAUCUUACUAGUAGUUACGGACUAUUCAGAGUGAUGACUGGUGUUGGUGGUAGACCUGAGGUUAUCAUUGAAGGUAGCAAUGAUAUGAAGGACUGGAAAGAAUAUCAUUUCCUCUAUAAACCUGGGAACCUUACAGAACGUCCAGUAUUUGUGGCUCCUCACCAACCUCGUCUUGAUUGGCAAAUGUGGUUUGCAGCUCUUGGUAAUUACCAACAUAAUCCUUGGCUGUUAACUUUCUGUUACCGAUUGUUGACUGGACAACCAGAAGUUUUGCAACUUAUUAAACAUAAUCCUUUCCCAGAAAAACCACCACAGUAUUUGAGAGCUAAACUACAUCAUUAUCAUUACACCAGUCCCAAACAGAUGAGUGUUAAAUACUCUAAAGUUGAUUGGUGGACACGAGAAAGUGUGAAUGAGUAUUUACCCAUUCUUGUCAAAAAUGACCAAGGUCUCCAGGAAUGGUUGCAGCAGAAUGGAAUUUUUCAGCCAAUUGAAAAAGUGAAGCAUUCCAAUUUAUUGGUGAAGGCAGUGUCAACUGUGCGAAACUAUUUUGGCCAACCAGAAGGCUUUACUUUUGUCAUGUCAAUAUUUUCGGCAGGACUUACAAUCAAUCUAAUUUCUAAAUACUUUCACUACUAA
Messenger RNA from Acanthosepion pharaonis, 2076 nucleotides. The record is from the annotation of a GenBank genome assembly. NCBI's taxonomy places the organism in Eukaryota, Metazoa, Mollusca, Cephalopoda, Sepiida, Sepiidae.